AUAAAGUUUUAAACCCUUGUUAAAGCCAAACGUUUGACAAUACCUGCUGCUCUCUGCCUCAACUUCUCUAUCAGCAGUGUUCAGCUCUGCAUUUCUCUUCAACUCUGUUAUUUACGCAUGGCGGUUUCUCGUCGAGGUGAUGCUGCUGGAUUUAUGUUCUGUCAAUUAUGUGGAACCACACUAUCUUUUACUUUAACUGAUUAUGCUCAAUGUCCUCGCUGUAAAUUCAAGAAAAACGCGGCAGAGUUAUCUGGAAGAGAAAUAUGUUAUAAAGUUACUGCUGAGGAUAUGAGAAGGGAUCUAGGCAUAUCAAGUUUUGAGGGAAAGAUAGAGGUGAAGGACAUGGAGAUAAAUAAAAAAUGUGAGAAGUGCAGCAACACAAAUCUUAAAUUUUCUACCAGACAAAUGAGGUCGGCAGAUGAGGGGCAGACUACGUUCUAUCACUGUCCUAAAUGCUUACAUACGUUUAGCGAGAACUGAGUUACUAAAUUUUCGGAGCUGGAGCGUAUGCAAUCUACCAACAAUACAGGUUACUGUUGGAUGGUUGAUGGCAUUUCUUCUCUAAAAUGUCUAUUAAAUUAUGUACAAAUCAUGAAGCAUUUAAAUGAAAGUAUCACAUGUUUCUUGAUUUUA
Messenger RNA from Mercurialis annua (annual mercury), 633 nucleotides. RefSeq names its product DNA-directed RNA polymerase I subunit RPA12-like. The coding region runs from base 118 to 480 and encodes 120 amino acids. The record is from RefSeq and is a predicted model, not a curated record. Gene Ontology annotation, molecular function: DNA-directed RNA polymerase activity; nucleic acid binding; zinc ion binding. Gene Ontology annotation, biological process: DNA-templated transcription; termination of RNA polymerase I transcription. Lineage: Eukaryota; Viridiplantae; Streptophyta; Magnoliopsida; Malpighiales; Euphorbiaceae. The transcript has 6 exons. Gene Ontology annotation, cellular component: RNA polymerase I complex.